UUUUUGCUUGAUGGCAACUUUAGACCAUAGAUGUCCGACAUCGGCAUUUCACAUACGUGUUAUGUUUAUUUUAUUUGUACUUUAAUUGGUUUUAAGAAGUUAUUUGCUGCAUAAAAAUGAAAUAUUUUUAUUUACUAUUUAUUUUUUGGACUAUAGUUAAUUGUGACGAACAUACGCAUACAUAUAAAGAUGGAGAUCAAGUUGUUCUGUGGAUGAAUACAGUGGGUCCGUAUCACAAUCGCCAGGAGACGUAUGCAUAUUUUUCAUUACCUUUCUGCGUAGGUACUAAAGUGACUAUUGGACAUUACCAUGAGACUUUAUCUGAAGCGCUCCAAGGGGUUGAACUAGAAUUCAGUGGUCUGGACAUUACCUAUAAGGAUAAUGUACCGGCACAACAAUUCUGUGCCAUUGAAUUGAAUGACCAAUCUUACAAAGCACUUGUUUAUGCCGUGAAGAAUCACUACUGGUACCAGAUGUAUAUUGAUGAUCUGCCAAUUUGGGGAACUGUUGGCGAAAUUGAUGGUGACCAUUAUUAUAUUUGGACUCAUAAAAAAUUCGACAUUGGGUACAAUGGAAAUAGAAUCGUAGAAGUAAACCUCACAGCUGAAAAUAAAGAACGACUUACACCCGACGCAAAAAUUCCAUUCACUUAUGAAGUAAACUGGAAGAAAAGCGAUAUACACUUUGAAGAUAGGUUUGAUAAAUAUUUGGACCCAAAUUUCUUUCAACACCGCAUUCAUUGGUUCAGUAUCUUCAACAGUUUUAUGAUGGUGAUAUUUUUAGUAGGCCUUGUUUCAAUGAUUCUCAUGAGAACACUUCGCAAGGACUAUGCACGAUAUUCAAAGGAUGAUGAUCUUGAUGAUUUAGAAAAGGAUCUCGGUGAUGAAUAUGGUUGGAAACAAGUUCACGGUGAUGUCUUCAGACCAGUUCCUCAUCUGCCAGUGUUCUCAGCACUGAUUGGAUCUGGAUAUCAGCUGACGGUGGUUACUCUGGCAGUUAUAAUAUUUACUAUAUUUGGGGAACUCUACACUGAAAGGGGAUCAUUGCUGUCCACAGCAAUAUUUAUAUAUGCAGCUACAUCUCCAGUUAACGGAUAUUUUGGAGGAUCUCUUUAUGCAAGGAUGGGUGGCAAACUGUGGAUUAAACAGAUGUUACUAUCAGCAUUUUUAUUACCUGUACUUGUUUGUGGAACAGCUUUCUUUAUAAACUUUAUUGCCAUGUAUUACCAUGCAUCAAGAGCUAUACCGUUUGGUAGUAUGAUAGCUGUCAUGUCUAUUUGUACUUUUGUUAUAUUGCCUCUAACUCUUGUUGGAACUGUGCUUGGUCGCAAUUUAGCAGGUCAGCCAGACUACCCGUGUCGUAUAAACGCAGUUCCUAGACCUAUUCCAGAAAAGAAAUGGUUUAUGGAGCCUUUUGUAAUCAUUAUAGUUGGAGGCAUAUUACCCUUUGGUUCAAUCUUUAUUGAGAUGUACUUUAUCUUCACUUCUUUUUGGGCAUACAAAAUUUAUUAUGUUUAUGGGUUCAUGUUACUGGUGUUCCUAAUUCUGAUGAUAGUGACCAUUUGUGUUACCAUUGUGUGUACUUACUUCUUGUUAAAUGCAGAGGAUUACCGUUGGCAAUGGACCAGUUUCCUAUCAGCAGGUAGCACCGCAAUCUAUGUGUACUUGUACUCUUUCUAUUAUUUCCUUUUCAAAACGAAAAUGUAUGGCCUGUUUCAGACUACCUUCUAUUUUGGCUACAUGGCUCUGUUCAGUUUAGCUCUCGGUAUUAUUUGUGGGACUGUGGGAUACAUUGGCACUAGCAUAUUUGUCAGGAAAAUUUAUUCAACUGUAAAGAUUGAUUGAGAUGUUGUGAUUCAACAAUUCAUGUUUACGUAUUUUUGAUGAUAUUGUUAGUGGUGAUUGCAGUUUUGCCCUCUUAGGAAUGUAAUGAUAUGUCAAAGCAAUCAGAAUAGCAAAUUGCAUUUACUAUUGGUUCAAAUAUCUAAAGUUAAGUGAAGAGCUACACAUUAAUAUAUUGGAUACAUUCCUUAAAAACAAGUAUAAUAUGUUAUAAUUAAUAUUGUAAUGCACUUUAAUGGUUCUCAAAUCUAAUGUGAAUGUCUUAAAUUAUAUGAAAAAAGCACAUCUAAUUUCUACUUUGAAAUACAUUGUAAAAUUUAGAUCUCAUCUUAUAGUUUAUCACUGCCAUGUUUGAUUAUCAAUAUCCAAGCAAAACAAAUACUAUUGCCCUUCUUUCAUAUUACUCCUUAAUCUUCAGGCAUUGUAAUGUGAAAACCUAUAGAUUAUAUACUUACCAGAGAAAUUGUAGUUAUAAAAAAAAGCUUGACAGCUUGGACAUUUAGAUUGGUAAAGCUGUAUGUAUAAAAAAGUAUUCAUUUAAAAUAAUAUUACAAAAGCACUAUGAGAUAGUAUGUAUUGUGGUGUGAGAGUAAUGCAAGUAAACACACUUUCAUGUAAUGCCUAAUGUCCAGGCCAAUCAGAACGUACCUACAUAGUCAUCAAUAUAAUUAUACCCAUAAAAUAAGUUUCAUGCUUAUUUCAUGGUAUGUAAAUACUUUCCCAGUCUUUCUAGUGAUAGUUUAUAAUAAUAACUUUAGUGCUAAUGGUGAUAUACCAUAUUUCACUGAUAGGUCAAUGACUGGUGGUACUUUAUAAUCAUUGCUCUAAAUCAUUAGUUUGUAUGAUAAGGUGUGGAAUAUAAUUUAUUGUAUAUUUCUUCAUAGUUUUAAAAUUUUAAUUGAGAAUUAAUGGUCACUAGUAAUGUUACUGUUUCGUAAAAAUGUCUUAAUUGUGUAACAGUACUUUCAAAAUGAUUGGUAUUGUCUAAAGUAAGGCUUUCUAAACAAUAUUAGCAAGUAAUCAAUUAGUAUUAAUUAACUCACAUGAUAAAGCUUGUUCAUGACUAUUACUGUGCUGAAUUUUGGAAAGAUUAACUUCAGACUAUUUCAAAUAUUUUGAAUAUACUGUAGUUCAGAUCUAAUUUGUCUUUAUCUUGUUAAUACUAGGGCAAAUAUAAUAAUUAUAUUAAGAGCAAGCUCAGAGACAUUGCUUAUUGAGAUAAAUGAUCGCUGGGUUUCAUAUCUUUUGUGACACAGAUAAAUUCAUAAUAUUGUAUGCCAUCCAACAGACUUGUACCUAUUUUGGCAUAAAAAUAAAGGCGAUUAACCAUA
Helicoverpa zea (corn earworm) is the source of this 3172-nucleotide messenger RNA. RefSeq names its product transmembrane 9 superfamily member 3 (gene TM9SF3). The transcript has a single exon. Gene Ontology annotation, cellular component: membrane. The record is from RefSeq and is a predicted model, not a curated record. Gene Ontology annotation, biological process: protein localization to membrane. The coding region runs from base 117 to 1844 and encodes 575 amino acids. NCBI's taxonomy places the organism in Eukaryota, Metazoa, Arthropoda, Insecta, Lepidoptera, Noctuidae.